AGCUGCCGGAAAGGACCCAGCCUCGAGAUGGAAGAGCAGAGGCGUUCUGUGGGCUGGGCUGAGGAGCCUUCUCCCUGAGACAGCAUCUGCUUGACCCUCAGCUGGGGAGGGACCACCCUGGGGUUGUCCUAGUCGAUUCUGGCAUUGCUUCCACCCGGUGGUGGUGGAGACUCAGAGGGCGGGUCAUGCUCCGGGGUCAGGGAGGAGAGUGACCCGGCCCUGGUCCAAGGCCCUCCCCGUCCGCCUUGCGGCCAGAACUAACUCCAGCCCUGGGGAGUGGGCAGGGCCUGUUUGCCGUGCCUCACGCCCUGCUUUUCGCCUCCUUCAGCGCUGUCCGCUGGCUGCUUUUCCUGCUCUCUCUCCCGGGAGGCCAACCCUUGUGCCCGAGAUGGCAGCCACCCUGCUCAUGGCAGGGUCUCAGCAACAAAGUGCUGUGGUGUGGAAACAGAAGUGGGAGUGAUUAAUUCUAUCUGGAGCAUCCGAGGGCGGAGCUGAGCAGAAGGAGGGGGACAUCGAAGAAAACCAUAAUGAAUGGCAGUGUUUCACUAAUCUGAGAAAGAUAUUUCAAGAAAAGAGGAACAUUGUCUGUAAAGCAAUGGAGUGAUGGAAUUGCUAUCUGUGUUCUCAGAAAGGCAAGGCUAGAGGGCACCUGUGACAUUUGAAGAUAUGGCCAUGUACCUCACCCGGGAAGAAUGGAGACCUCUGGAUCCUACACAAAGGGACCUUUACAGGGAUGUUAUGCAGGAGAAUUAUGGAAAUGUUGUCUCAUUAGACUUCGAGAUCAGGAGCGAGAACGAAGUGAAUCCAAAGCAAGAGAUCAGCGAAGAUGUGGAAUUUGGGACCACAUCCGAAAGGCCUGUUGGGAACGCCGAGGAAAAUGCUGACGGUGAAGAGGCCUUCGGAAGCGGGGACAGGUCGGAAAGACAGUGGGGCGACUUGACAGCAGAAGAGUGGGUGAGCUAUCCUCUCCAACAAGUCACCGACCUGCUGGUGCACAAAGAGGGCGCGGCGGGCAUCCGCUACCACAUAUGUUCCCACUGCGGAAAGGCCUUCAGUCAGAUCUCGGACCUUAACCGCCACCAGAAGACGCACACGGGAGACAGGCCCUAUAAGUGCUACGAGUGCGGAAAGGGCUUCAGCCGGAGCUCGCACCUCAUCCAGCACCAGCGCACGCACACCGGGGAGCGGCCCUACGACUGCAGCGAGUGCGGCAAGAGCUUCGGCCGGAGCUCGCACCUCAUCCAGCAUCAGACCAUCCACACAGGCGAGAAGCCGCACAAGUGCAGCGAGUGCGGGAAGAGCUUCUGCCGGCUGUCCCACCUCAUCCAGCACCAGCGCACGCACAGCGGCGAGAAGCCGUUCGAGUGCGAGGAGUGCGGCAAAAGCUUCAGCCGCAGCUCUCACCUGGCGCAGCACCAGCGGACGCACACGGGCGAGAAGCCCUACGAGUGCAACGAGUGCGGCCGGGGCUUCAGCGAGCGGUCGGAUCUCAUCAAGCACUACCGCGUGCACACGGGCGAGAGGCCCUACAAGUGCGACGAGUGCGGCAAGAACUUCAGUCAGAACUCCGACCUGGUGCGGCACCGGCGGGCGCACACCGGGGAGAAGCCGUACCACUGCAACGAGUGCGGGGAGAACUUCAGCCGCAUCUCCCACCUGGUGCAGCACCAGCGGACCCACACCGGGGAGAAGCCGUACGAGUGCAACGCCUGCGGGAAGAGCUUCAGCCGCAGCUCUCAUCUCAUCACGCACCAGAAGAUCCACACCGGGGAGAAGCCCUACGAGUGCAACGAGUGCUGGCGCAGCUUUGGCGAAAGGUCGGAUCUCAUCAAACACCAGAGGACGCACACCGGGGAGAAGCCCUACGAGUGCGUGCAGUGUGGCAAAGGGUUUACCCAGAGCUCCAACCUCAUCACGCAUCAGAGAGUCCACACAGGCGAGAAGCCCUACGAGUGUACCGAGUGCGAGAAGAGUUUCAGCCGGAGUUCGGCCCUUAUUAAACACAAGAGAGUUCACACCGACUAGGUCCUGUAACUACGACUGCGCGGUGAUUAGUUUGAAAGUACUUGUAGCUGACACCCGUGAGCUGGCUUGAGGCCGAGCUGCUUCUACCCUGCCGACUUUCCUGGUUGUGGGUUGCAAAUAGAACAUCCAGGAAGACUGCCCCUAUGAAAUUCAGACCCACAGUUCUGGGAACUUUAUCCCCUCCUCCGGAAGAGAGGCUUUUAUUUACUCAAUUUUUAUUCACUCAAUAUGAAUGGAUUACUUCAUCAAAUCCAGUCCUGCAAGUAGCUGGAACUCUGAAGACCAGGGACAAAAGCUGGUGAAUGCUCAGGCCUGGGAUUGGACUAAAUCUUUAAAGGUUACUUCUCCGAUCCAGGGCCCAAAAUCUCUGCUAGGGGAAAUGCGGACGUCAUAGGGUGGUCAGGGUUGCUCUGGAGAAGGCCACCAGACGUGGUCUGAGUUGCCACCCUGUUCACACACCAGAGUAGAGGGCACACCCUUCUUCCCUGCAGAGGCUUUCCCUGGAGUCACUCCCACAUCUGUAUCUUUCUUCUUCCUGAGAGCAGGAUUCUGCAUGAUGAAGGACACGAUCGUACCUUUUCUCCCUCUCAUUGUUUCUAAUGAACCUGUUUGAAGCUCGUGUCUUUGGGACACAACCGAAGACACAAGUGUGAAAGGAAAAAUGAGACACGGAUUUGAGGACCAAGGACCCAUUAUCGGUGGGGGACUUUAGCAAGAGAUGCCCACUGUUGUAAUUGUCAUGAAUCAGGUUUAUGAAUUUUCUUUGGAAAUCAUUGUAGGGAACGUUGUAGGGAAAAUAUCUUCAAGGAAAGAUAGGACUAUAAGUGAUGGAGCGAAAGGAGCAGGCGGAGCGUCUGCUACCCGGAAGGAAGUGCAGAGCCCCUUCCUAAGGCGUCUAGGUGGGGUCUGUAUCCCUCCCCCCAACCUUUCAGAUCAAUUCUUCCUACACUAACUCUAGGGCUUGAUAGGGCCACAUCUAGUGUUUAUCUUAGCUUGCUAAGGGCAUGUCUGUACAGUGAAAUGUGUACUCCUUUGGUUUUUCUAAUAGUGGUAACUGAAUUUGCAAAGAAUUAGCAUGUUCUUGGGUGAUGUGGAUUAUGUGACAGAACUACAGACAUAACUCCAAUGUGAGAAAUGUCCUUUCUCUUUCAUUUCUUAUGGAAAAAAAUUUAAAUACUAGUGCUUAUGUGUGCACUGUCCUGUAAAGUUUGUGUAGAGCUCAGUAUGUGUCCAUCUGAUUGUAUGUGUCCAUCAAUCAGAGAUAACGACUGGACAAAAAGGUUGAUUGUCCUCUUCUCAGACUGAAUUAUCUUCUAUGGCAAUGAAGACCUCUUUGGCCUAGUCAGAAGGAAUUAAUAAGGUAGGAAUGUGUUUCCCCCCCCCACCUACAGAUAGAAAUGGUUAAAAUAAGAGUUGGCCUGAUUUAAGCCCAGUAGUAUUCGUUUCCCAUCUCUCAGUCCAAGUAGGAAUUAAGAAAUAACCCAAAUAUUGAUACUUCACCCAGUCUGUGGGGGAUGGGAAGGAACUAGCGCCCAGGAGGUGGGGCCGGAAUAAGGAACGCCUUGUCCUUUGAGAGGGAGGGCCCCAGUGUGUUUCUGCCAUGCUCUCUUGUGAAUGUUGUAACAUUUGAAAAAAAUGUUUUUGCCAAAUCUCUUUGGGACUUGGUGUUAAAGGAGCCAUUGGUCUCUCUUGGGCAGUGACUAUACUAUGUGAGUUAUCGUGACCCACAGCUGUGGAAUUACAUUGCUUGAAAAUGACACAACCUCAAAAUGAAAAAUGAAACAAAAUGAAAAACCACUCCAAGGGGCUUUCUUCAUAUUGCCACUCGUAUGUAAAACAAACGUGGGAAAGGCAGCAUGGUUUUUGUUCUAUACAAAAUCUAGCAGACUGUGCAUAUUCCUAUUUUAGUUGUUGGGUGACUUGUAUGUUCUUGGUAACUAAACUCACAUAUGUCUUCUCCUGUAUCAAUGUUGCUGAUGGUUUUAAUGAUUUCAGCGUUCUCCUGGUGCAGCGUUGAGACACUCCAAGUGUCACCCUGGGAGUGGGGCAGAGAAGUCAGCGUCUCUCAUCCUAACUGUAUCUCACGCUCUUCCCUUUCCCUGUUCUUACCUCACCCCAACCUGAUCCUGCUGCCACCUUUGGCUUCUUAGAGGUGAAGGGCUCAAGAAAAGCUCUGAGUGCCCACCCGUCUCUCCACACACGUGUGCUCCAGUGGGGAAGUUAAACGGGCAAGUGCCACAUGGCCCCAUCUCCUCUUUCUGCCAAUUGCUGCCCUUUGCUGUGCUGAACUGGGUGUAGAAGUCGUGCAUCAGACCCUCUUGGCUAAUGGUGUUUGCCUGGCUUCUGCUCUCAAGUCCCUGGCUGCUUCUGCACUUGAACACCCUGUGCCUGUUUUCUGUGGAUGUGGAGAGUGAAUGAGCAAGUAAGUCUGUAGAGCAUUUUCCUUACGGUAUUGGUCACAGUUAUCCUAGUGUUGAUUGACAUCUGUAUUAUCCUAACAAUAUUCUAUAAUUAAAAGUACAAUUUUAAAAAUCAAAACAGCUGAGGAUUAUUUCAAUAAUUUGGCACGGAUGCACAUACGGGCUUUUCAUCAGAUUCAUUAAAUUUGGGCAUGACCAUCUUGACAUUGAUGCUUUUGUGUGCAGACCCUCUGUACAGAUGUUCUUGUUGGGGAGCCAGGGGCGUAGUGUCUUGAGCCCUCUAGAUGUUGCCAUAUCUUGAGAAGGUGCGUAAAACCUGUGAAGGGAAACCUGUUUCCUGCGAAGGUUAUGCAGGUAGCAAAAGCGACAUGGAAGUACUUGGUAUGGAUGACUCAUUAACUUUGAAGGAAGAGGAAAAACAUCAAAAAGGAAAAAUGGGAGAAGGUCUUGUUGCUCUCAGACAUUUUGGGGGUAGGCAUUAAGGAGACUAACACAAACUCUGCUGAGCUAGGACUGGGUUCCCAGAGCAACAUUCUCUCAUGGACAGGAAGGUUGUCUCUUCACAACACUGGAGCAAGUGUGCCCAAGGCAGUGACUAUGUAUUACUAGGGUGUGGCCACAACUUUAAUAUUACAAGUCAUUUUCUCUUAUGAAAUCUUUCUUUUUAAAUGGAGGGCCAGUCUAGGCAAGGUAGGGGCAGAAUACAAAUACGGAAAAAAAAAAAGGAAUUAAUCAACCCUAUAACCAAGAAUUGGAAAAAAGAACA
Sciurus carolinensis (gray squirrel) is the source of this 5211-nucleotide messenger RNA. RefSeq names its product zinc finger protein 436 (gene Znf436). NCBI's taxonomy places the organism in Eukaryota, Metazoa, Chordata, Mammalia, Rodentia, Sciuridae. The record is from RefSeq and is a predicted model, not a curated record. The transcript has 4 exons. Gene Ontology annotation, biological process: regulation of transcription by RNA polymerase II. Gene Ontology annotation, molecular function: DNA-binding transcription factor activity; RNA polymerase II cis-regulatory region sequence-specific DNA binding. Bases 667 to 2025 code for a protein of 452 amino acids.